Molecule: messenger RNA, 192 nt
Organism: Sphenostylis stenocarpa
Lineage: Eukaryota; Viridiplantae; Streptophyta; Magnoliopsida; Fabales; Fabaceae
Source: the annotation of a GenBank genome assembly
AUGGCGCGUGAUGGUCCUCUUAGAUCUGAUGCCACCAUUAUUUCUGAUGAAAAAAAGGUGGGGACAGAGAUGAGAUCUAUUGCAUACUUUGUCCCAGUUCAUACCACAAAUCCCAUUCACUACUCAUCACGAGAAUAUCCCUUGGAUCACAACUAUACAAAGGCAAAAGUAUAUUCAAUUCAAAUUCACUAA